AUGCGCCUGAUCAACUGCUCAACACUACAGCUGCAAGAGUUCUUCGGCCAUAAUAUCCCACGCUAUGCCAUCCUGUCGCAUACCUGGGGCGAUGAGGAGGUGUCUUUUGCUGAUUUUGUCUCGAGCCAGUCUACAAAGUCAAUUCCCGUUUCAGGCCGGAUUGGGCGCAGUGACAGCGCAACGAUGAUCCGAUCAGUCAUGGACCGGUCUGGCUACCAAAAAAUCAUUUUCACCUGCCGUCAGGCGAUUAGUGACGGACUCGACUACGCGUGGAUUGACACCUGCUGCAUCGACAAAAGCUCUAGUGCAGAACUCUCCGAGGCCAUCAACUCUAUGUUCUCCUGGUACAAGAACUCAACUUGCUGUUAUGCGUAUCUCUCCGACGUCUCGAAAGCCAGGCUAGAGAUAGAGUUCCCCAAGAGUCGGUGGUUUACAAGGGGAUGGACACUGCAAGAGCUGUUGGCACCAGAUAAUCUUAUCUUUUAUGAUCAGCAGUGGAGCCACUUAGGCACGAAAUUCGAACAGGAAGAGUGGAUAUCGAAGAUAACGGGAAUUGACGAAAUGGCUAUCAGCGAAAGGGAGAUCCAUGGUCGAAAGAUAGGACUUAGUACAUUCUGCGUCGCCAAGAAGAUGUCAUGGGCCUCAGCAAGACAGACGACACGUGUAGAGGAUAUAGCCUACUGCCUCCUCGGCAUCUUCGACAUAAACAUGCCGCUGCUGUAUGGAGAGGGUGAUCGGGCUUUUCUUCGUCUACAGGAAGAGAUUAUCAGGAAGAUCGACGAUGACUCUAUUCUCGCUUGGGGCUUGAGUCCAACAAUGGAUCAUUCUCUAGGACUGAUAUCUGACGCUGUAAGAAACACAAUGAGCGAGGCAGUCCACUCCAACGACAUUCUGGCACGCUCGCCAAAAGACUUUGUGAACUGCGGCAAUCUGGGAUAUACUGCACCAUCAACUUCUCCUUUCAGGUUAACGAAUGUCGGCUUACAGAUUGAAUUACCGCUUGUUCCGGUGUUCCAGACAAGUAAUCCUUUCGGCGUGGAUAACCAUCGUGGAUGGAUUGGGCUUCUGAGUUGCUCAACAGGACCAAGUCUUGGGUUCUUAGGAAUCUUGCUCCGUCCAGUAGGACGCGAUGGAACUGGCGUGAGAGUAAGGAGAGCUCGCCAUCGCACCUCUGAACACUUCUACGAUACAUUGGUUAUUGGUUCGAGAGGCACUGUAGGAUCAGCCCUCCAGACAGUAACGAUUACGGAAUCCGACAAGAGCUACCGAUUCCAAGGCCCUACCUGGGGCUACCAAUCCUCAAGGAGCUAUCGACAAAUUCUCAUCAACGAAUCCGAAUAUCUUCGGAACAUCGGUUACCAUGUCAAGAGUGGUACUGCAUGGAAGGCCGUGUGGCAUGGAGAACUGAUGCACGAUAGCAACACGAUCUGGGAUCCGGAACAGAUGGUUCUUACAACGGAAUAUAGAAAAGAUUUUCAAGACCUGAUCGAGUUCUGCUUCGAGCUAUCAUCGAGUGAGAAAUCGGGCAAGAAAGGAACUAAAUUCACAGUCUUCAUCUGUACUCCUAGCCAUAGAGCCAUGGUACUCGAAGGACACACUUUCUCGGAGGCGGACAGGCGUGAUCUUUAUGGCGAUCUCCAACUUGGAUCCUCGCAAUAUGAGAUUGAGGAUCUUCAUAUCCAUGACAAGGAUGGGAAGCCGUUUCCUGUCCGCGUUUACGUCCGACCAUCGAUGGUGUAUAAUCACAGACUGUUCGAGCUUGAUAUCGACGGAUUAUAUUAG
Messenger RNA from Alternaria burnsii, 1782 nucleotides. RefSeq lists its product as uncharacterized. Lineage: Eukaryota; Fungi; Ascomycota; Dothideomycetes; Pleosporales; Pleosporaceae. The transcript has a single exon. Bases 1 to 1782 code for a protein of 593 amino acids. The record is from RefSeq and is a predicted model, not a curated record.